AUGCUGUCCCCACCCUCCAAAGAAAAUUUGGAAAUUCAAACAUACUCCGUGUCACCAGAAGACGAGCAGAAGCAGGUGGCCAACAUAUCGAAGGUUGACGAUGCUGUGGCAUUCUUGCUCGAAAAUGAGGGCAAAUACCAACCAUUGACGGAGGCCGAAGAACGAUGGGCCGUCAAGAAGACCGAUUUCAUCUUGCUUCCGUGUCUUUUCUGGACUGCGACCAUGGGCGCGGUUGACAAAGUUUCCCUUGGUACCGCAGCAAUCUUUGGGAUUAAGCAGAGCAACCAUCUCACUUCCCAUCAGUAUGCCUGGACCAGCUCGAUUCUCUUCUUUGGCUCGUUGGUUGGCAUGUGGCCAAUGUCGUACUUGGUGCAAAAGUACCGGCCAGGAAGGGUGAUUGCCUGUGCUUCCGCUUUAUGGUCGUGCUUCACGUUGUUACAAUGUGCCUGCCAUAACUUUGCGGGUUUGGCAGCCUUGAGAUUCCUUAUGGGUUUUGUCGAGUGUCUGAUUGUUCCUCUGUGUAGUUUAAUCAUCUCUGUUUUCUAUUUGAAGAAAGAAUCUCCCCACAGAACCGCCUUGGUAUUUGCAUUCAUGUCGUCGGUGAUCAAUGGUGGGUUGUCGUCUUUGGCAUCAGUUUUCGGCAACGCAAUUCCUACAUGGAAGUACAUUUAUUUGCUAGUGGGUAGUAUUUCGUUUGUGUGGUCUUGUGCUAUGAUUUUCUUCUUACCAGACUCGCCAAUAAAUGCCAAGUUUUUAACCACUAGAGAAAAAGUGUUUAUGGUUAGAAGGGUGGCAUCAAACUCCACCGGUGUUGCCAGCAACACUUGGAAAUGGGACCAAGUUGCCGAAGCUUUUAUGGAUCCAAGAACAUACAUUGUUAUGAUGUUUAACUUAGGCAUUAACUUGCCAAAUGGGGCCCUUUCAACGUAUUCUUCCAUCAUUAUCAAAAACUUGGGCUUCUCCUCAGUGAAAUCUUCACUAAUGGGUAUUCCCACCGGGGUCAUUGCCACCAUUGCCACGGUUUUCUUCACUUGGUUGGGGGCUCGGUGGACUAAUCGUCGUUCGGCAUCUGCAAUGCUCUCUUUGAUAGUUCCAAUUAUUGGUGGGAUCGUUUGUUACUGCUCGCCUCACUCUAACACUGCUGCUCAGUUGGUUGGCUUAUAUUUUAUGUACUUCUAUUUUGCUUCAUACGUCGUCAUGACUUCACUUGUUCAAGCCAAUACUGCUGGUAAUACUAAGAAGGCUGUCACUUACGGGUUCAACUAUUUAGGUUAUGCUGCAGGCGCGAUUACUGGUUCUCAAAUUGACACCACCAGCUCGAAGAAAGUUUUCGCGGCCAUGUUGUCAGGUUAUUGUAUUUGUAUGUUUUUGGCUCUUGUAUAUUGGAUUGUCACUGCUUGGAUGAACAAGAAGAAGAAGGCUGUUUUGACAGCUGAAGCCGAAGAGACAAAUGAAAAAGAAAUAGUUCAUGUUGAAGGGCUUGAACAGGACCAAAUCUUGGAUAUAACUGAUUUCCAACAGAAGCAUUUCUUUUAUAUCACUUAG
Saccharomycopsis crataegensis is the source of this 1545-nucleotide messenger RNA. RefSeq lists its product as uncharacterized. The transcript is spliced from 2 exons. Gene Ontology annotation, molecular function: transmembrane transporter activity. Gene Ontology annotation, biological process: transmembrane transport. NCBI's taxonomy places the organism in Eukaryota, Fungi, Ascomycota, Saccharomycetes, Ascoideales, Saccharomycopsidaceae. The record is from RefSeq and is a predicted model, not a curated record. Gene Ontology annotation, cellular component: membrane. Bases 1 to 1545 code for a protein of 514 amino acids.